AUGGCGCAGCACGAUUGCUCUCAUGUCGCUAGUUCGCAGAAAGCUCUCAUGCUGGAAAUGAAGAGCCUUCAAGAGGAGCCCGUCGAGGGUUUUAAAAUAACGCUGGUAGACGAGGCGGAUAUGUAUAACUGGGAAGUGGCCAUUUUCGGACCCCCCAAUACACACUAUGAGGGGGGCUAUUUCAAGGCUCGGAUCAAGUUCCCCAUGGACUACCCAUAUUCCCCACCGUCCUUCAGAUUUCUCACUAAGAUGUGGCAUCCCAACAUCUAUGAGAAUGGAGACGUAUGUAUUUCUAUUUUGCACCCACCAGUGGAUGACCCCCAAAGUGGAGAAUUGCCUUCGGAGAGAUGGAAUCCCACCCAGAAUGUCCGAACCAUUUUGCUGAGUGUAAUCUCACUCCUAAAUGAGCCAAACACCUUCUCUCCUGCCAAUGUGGAUGCCUCGGUCAUGUACCGCAAAUGGAGGGACAGCAAGGGCAAGGACCGUGAAUAUGUAGAGAUCAUCAGAAAACAAGUAUUGGCUACCAAGGUCGAGGCGGAACGCGAUGGUGUUCAGGUACCCACCACGCUCGCCGAGUACUGCGUCCGCACACGAGCCCCGCCUCCCGACGAGGGCUCCGACCUCUUCUAUGACUAUUAUUACGACGACGACGACGUAGAGGACGGAGACGGUGACUGCUGCUACGACGAAGACGACUCUGGCAACGAAGAAUCGUGA
This is a messenger RNA of Nerophis lumbriciformis (worm pipefish), 717 nucleotides long. NCBI's taxonomy places the organism in Eukaryota, Metazoa, Chordata, Actinopteri, Syngnathiformes, Syngnathidae. The record is from RefSeq and is a predicted model, not a curated record.